Funneliformis geosporum is the source of this 379-nucleotide messenger RNA. NCBI's taxonomy places the organism in Eukaryota, Fungi, Glomeromycota, Glomeromycetes, Glomerales, Glomeraceae. The record is from the annotation of a GenBank genome assembly.
AUGGUUGAUGAAUCCACCUGUGAAGAAAUAAAAAACUUUAUUCUUUGCUAUCAAGUAUGGAGUGAAAAAGAACAAACUCCUAUUGUUAUUAUGGCAAGUCUUAAAGAUAUUCCAAAAUAUAACAGUAAGAUAGUUUCUAAUAUAGUUGCUCAAUCAAUUCAAGAAGAUGGACUUGAUACUACUAAAUGUAUCUUCUAUAAUUCUAAUAAUAAAGACAAACCUUUAAAUCUUAAUGCAUCAAUAAUUAAAGAUUUAUAUGAUAAAUUAAUGGGAUUUCAUUAUAACCAGUAUCAAUUGCCCCUCCGUUCUCGUUGGGAUUAUGAAUUACGAACAGCAAAACAAUAUUUAGAUCGAUGUGAAGCUCACAUUUUAUUUACUC